AUGCCGCUCAACGGUGCUGCUCCCACCGCAGGCGAGGUGUUUGACGAAAUGGCCGGUAGCGGUGGUUCGAACAAUGCAACUGCUGAGUUCGUGAGCUUGUUGGACACCAACACCGUCGACAUCGAUCAAGCCCCGUUCGCCGCAUUCGAUUACAAUGAAACGGAGGGCGGCGUGGAUGAUCAUGGUGGUGAGGAAGAAGUGGAGGAGAUCGAUGAGGGGGCGUAUGAGCAAUCGCAAACAAAAAGUGAAAAAAGCCAGAGAUCGAAGAACUACACGAUCUUGGAAGAUCAAAUCUUGAUCAGGGCAUGGAGUGCGGGGUCUCUUGAUGCAUGCACGGGAACUUCUCAAACCACCAAGAGGUAUUGGCAAAGGAUCGAAGAUCAAUACUUCCGCAUGAUGGCAAAAUAUCCCAAUAGGACUCCAUGCACCUUUCAGUCGCUUCAAGGGUGUUGGGAUGUGAUCGAGCCAAUUUGCAGCCGUUUGGCAGCUUGCUUGGAGCAAGCACGCAAUGCACCUCCAAGUGGAACCGUGGAAUCCGACUAUGACAAAAUUGGCCAACAUAGAUACAAAGACAUGGAAGCUUCGGAAGGUAAAUUCUUCAAACUAGAGAAUUGUUGGGACUUGCUCAAAGAGUGCGAGAAGUGGGAGUUGAUUGACAAAGAAUCCCCACCGAAGAGAGGUUCACUUACUAACAUGGAUGAAGAUGAGGAUGAUGAUGGUCCAAGAAACUUGAACAAGCCCGAUGUCGACAAGAAGACUAAGGAGAAGAUGAAGAGAGAGCACGAAUCUUCGAGCUUGAGGGAGAAGAUUGAUGUCAUAGUGCAAUCAAAUGAUUUGAUGUUGUUGAAGUCGUUGGAGAUUAAGAAAGAGUUGGUCGAGAAGAAGGCAAGGAAGAAGCAAAAAAAUGGCAGUUGCUCAAGGAAGAGGGGCGGCGCAAAGCGGCCAUUGAGGAGAGAAGAGCAUGCGCCGCUGAAAACAAAGCCAUGUCCAAGUUGCUCGCCGAAGAGAACAAGAUCAUCACAAUGA
Messenger RNA from Aegilops tauschii subsp. strangulata, 1026 nucleotides. NCBI's taxonomy places the organism in Eukaryota, Viridiplantae, Streptophyta, Magnoliopsida, Poales, Poaceae. The record is from RefSeq and is a predicted model, not a curated record.